Molecule: messenger RNA, 909 nt
Organism: Didymosphaeria variabile
Lineage: Eukaryota; Fungi; Ascomycota; Dothideomycetes; Pleosporales; Didymosphaeriaceae
Exons: 2
Coding region: 1-909 (302 amino acids)
Source: RefSeq, a predicted model, not a curated record
AUGCCGCCGAAACGCCGCAAGGAGGAAAUCGAACAGCCAAAUGCCUACGGUGGAUCCGGACGUUAUCCAGCUCUUCGCUUCGAGAGCCGUGCGUCAGCAACUUCUCCAAUCCCUCCAUGGUACUAUACUGAUCUUCUUGUGGCAGACAACAGGCGCGACAAUGACCAAGUCUUCCACCGAAACGCCAUCCGGCUCUUCGCUAGAGACUUCGAUUUUUACGAUGAUGCAAUAUUGGCCUGCUUGAGGCGGGAUAUCAGUGUCGCGGGCCUAUACACCGAUGUAGUUAUCGAACGCAAAUUAAUAAAGCUCAGAUGGGAGCUCCAACAGGAGAUGCUUGGAUCAGAAGACCUUCAGUCUCGAGUCUUCGAUCACGCCAGGAAAUAUGAUGAGACCCAUGCCGACGAUGCAAAGCUAAAGGACAAGCCGAAGGAGGAACGCGACGCAGUCUGGGCCAUAGCUUUCAAUGACGUCGUCUUCUGGAUUAUGGUCGACCCCCUUCGACAAGGUAUCAAGGUGGACAGAUUCCGUGCUAUCGAGGAGUGGAAGAAGAUAUACCGCGCGAUGUUCAUUACCGCCGCCGACACCAUGUACAUGGGUCGUUUGGGCGGACCAAAGCUAACACACCAGGUGGAUAUGCAGAAAGUGUACAGCGCUGUCCGGAGCGUGAUCGUCAACAAAUUUCCAGAUCGCCCGAAGUUUGAUACGAUUCCGUCGCAGCCAGCAGGAUGGUGGGAUCAAACGCAUCGAAAGACAAGAGUCAAGCUGCAGAAAGCCAGUGGAGGCUCUGAAUGGGCCAAUGCAACCUUCCUAGCCACGCCGAAGGAGGCCAGGUCGAAGAAGGCCAGGUCGAAGAAGGAGAGGGAUUCGGCUGCAGCGCGCUCAGAUCAGCCCCUAUCAGAGGAACAGUGA